AUGGACAAAAAAAUCAUUGAUAGAGAAACACAUGACUUAAUGAAUGUUGAUUCAUUCUCUCAACUUCCCUUCAUCCGCCCUCCACCUAAAGAAAAAGGCAUCCGCCUCUUCGGCAUCGAGUUCGGCGGCCGAGCGGCCGCUGAUGACAUCGACGACUCCUCGGAGUCUCUCGAAACAACAUUCGAGGCUGAAAACAACAACACCAACAAAGACACCAACACUAACACCAACAACAGCAACAACAACAGCAGUAACAACAUGGAAAACAACAGAAGAUUUGAAUGUCAUUACUGUUGUAGAAACUUUCCAACUUCACAAGCUUUAGGUGGUCAUCAAAACGCACACAAAAGAGAACGUCAACAUGCAAAACGACAACACCUUCAAUCAACCAUGGUACAUGCUACAUCUUUCUCUGAUCCACAUCUCUACCAUCACCAUCAUCAACAACAACAGCAUCCUCUCUACAGAUUCACAUCUUCCUCACCAUCCUCAUUAUCAUCAUCACCUUCUUAUCCAACAUGGAACUCAAACUCAGCCACUGCAAGAUUCUAUAACCUUCCAACUUCUUCAUACUCUCAACAACCUAUCAAUGGUAGUCCUUUAGCUUUUUGGAGAAUCCCAAACGCCACCAUCCAGAGUAACCCUAGUUUCAACUAUGAACGUCCUUUGCCUUUACUUGCUUCCGAGGAAACAGCGAAUCAAUCACAGGACGGAUUCGCUCAUGGAGUUCGAUCUACUGUUUCUCAUAAUCGCUACGUUUAUGAUACUAAACGUAGCGACCAUGUUAGUUUAGAUCUUCAUCUCUAA
Vicia faba (fava bean) is the source of this 807-nucleotide messenger RNA. The record is from the annotation of a GenBank genome assembly. Lineage: Eukaryota; Viridiplantae; Streptophyta; Magnoliopsida; Fabales; Fabaceae.